Chionomys nivalis (European snow vole) is the source of this 9540-nucleotide messenger RNA. RefSeq names its product hyperpolarization activated cyclic nucleotide gated potassium channel 1 (gene Hcn1). NCBI's taxonomy places the organism in Eukaryota, Metazoa, Chordata, Mammalia, Rodentia, Cricetidae. Gene Ontology annotation, biological process: transmembrane transport; potassium ion transport. The transcript is spliced from 8 exons. Gene Ontology annotation, molecular function: voltage-gated potassium channel activity. Bases 132 to 2783 code for a protein of 883 amino acids. The record is from RefSeq and is a predicted model, not a curated record. Gene Ontology annotation, cellular component: membrane.
GCUGCCGCCGCCGCCGCCGCCGCCGUGACGGGCAGCCGGGCUCGCGGGCAGCCGGCUCCGGCCCCUGGCCCUCGGCCUCGAGCCCCCGGCGAGUCUGGAGUCCGCGCCGUCGCCGGCCGCGUCCUCCGGGCAUGGAAGGUGGUGGCAAGUCCAAGUCCGCGUCCAACAGCCGCGACGAUGGCAACAGCGUCUUCCCCUCCAAGGCGUCCGCGACGGGGCCGGCGGUGGCCGACAAGCGCCUGGGGACCCCGCCGGGGAGCAGCACGGCGGGGAAGGAGCACGGUAACUCCGUGUGCUUCAAGGUGGACGGCGGAGGCAGCGAAGAGCCAGCGGGCAGCUUCGAGGAUGCUGAGGGACCCCGGCGGCAGUAUGGUUUCAUGCAGAGACAGUUCACCUCCAUGCUGCAGCCCGGGGUUAACAAAUUUUCCCUCCGCAUGUUCGGCAGCCAGAAGGCGGUGGAGAAGGAGCAGGAAAGGGUUAAAACUGCAGGCUUCUGGAUUAUCCACCCGUACAGUGACUUCAGGUUUUAUUGGGAUUUAAUAAUGCUGAUAAUGAUGGUUGGAAAUUUGGUCAUCAUACCAGUUGGAAUCACAUUCUUUACAGAACAAACAACCACACCAUGGAUUAUUUUCAAUGUGGCAUCCGACACCGUUUUCCUAUUGGACCUAAUCAUGAAUUUUAGGACUGGGACUGUCAAUGAAGACAGCUCUGAAAUCAUCCUGGACCCUAAAGUCAUCAAGAUGAAUUAUUUAAAAAGCUGGUUUGUGGUUGACUUCAUCUCAUCAAUCCCAGUGGAUUAUAUCUUUCUUAUUGUAGAGAAAGGAAUGGACUCGGAAGUUUACAAGACGGCCAGAGCCCUUCGCAUUGUGAGAUUUACAAAAAUUCUCAGUCUCUUGCGUUUAUUACGCCUCUCAAGGUUAAUUAGAUACAUACAUCAGUGGGAAGAGAUAUUCCACAUGACAUAUGACCUCGCUAGUGCAGUGGUGAGAAUCUUCAACCUCAUUGGCAUGAUGCUGCUCCUGUGUCAUUGGGAUGGUUGUCUUCAGUUCCUGGUUCCCCUGCUCCAGGAUUUCCCACCGGACUGCUGGGUUUCACUAAACGAAAUGGUUAAUGAUUCUUGGGGGAAGCAAUAUUCCUACGCGCUCUUCAAAGCCAUGAGCCACAUGCUGUGUAUCGGGUAUGGCGCACAAGCGCCCGUCAGCAUGUCCGACCUCUGGAUUACCAUGUUAAGCAUGAUCGUUGGGGCCACCUGCUAUGCCAUGUUUGUUGGCCAUGCCACAGCUUUGAUUCAGUCUUUGGAUUCUUCAAGGAGGCAGUAUCAAGAAAAGUAUAAGCAAGUGGAACAAUACAUGUCAUUCCAUAAGUUACCAGCUGACAUGCGCCAGAAGAUACAUGACUACUAUGAACACCGAUACCAAGGCAAGAUCUUCGAUGAGGAAAAUAUUCUCAGUGAACUUAAUGAUCCUCUGAGAGAGGAAAUAGUCAACUUCAACUGCCGGAAACUGGUGGCUACAAUGCCUCUUUUUGCUAAUGCGGAUCCCAAUUUUGUGACGGCCAUGCUGAGCAAGCUGAGAUUUGAGGUGUUCCAGCCUGGAGACUACAUCAUUCGAGAAGGAGCUGUGGGGAAGAAAAUGUACUUCAUUCAGCAUGGUGUUGCCGGCGUUAUCACCAAGUCCAGUAAAGAAAUGAAGUUGACAGAUGGCUCUUACUUCGGAGAGAUUUGCCUGCUGACCAAGGGCCGGCGCACUGCCAGUGUUCGAGCAGAUACAUACUGCCGUCUUUACUCUCUUUCGGUGGACAAUUUCAAUGAGGUCUUGGAGGAAUAUCCAAUGAUGAGAAGAGCUUUUGAGACAGUGGCUAUUGACCGACUCGAUCGGAUAGGCAAGAAAAACUCCAUUCUCCUUCAGAAGUUCCAGAAGGAUCUGAACACUGGUGUUUUCAACAAUCAGGAGAAUGAGAUCCUCAAGCAGAUUGUGAAACACGACAGAGAGAUGGUCCAGGCUAUCCCUCCGAUCAACUACCCUCAAAUGACCGCCCUGAACUGCACAUCAUCAACCACCACCCCGACCUCCCGCAUGAGGACACAGUCUCCACCCGUCUAUACCGCGACCAGCCUGUCUCAUAGCAACCUGCACUCGCCCAGCCCCAGCACACAGACACCCCAACCCUCGGCCAUCCUCUCGCCCUGCUCCUACACCACAGCAGUCUGCAGUCCUCCUGUACAGAGCCCCCUGGCCACACGAACUUUCCACUAUGCCUCUCCCACCGCCUCCCAGCUGUCGCUCAUGCAGCAGCCUCAGCAGCUACAGCAGUCUCAGGCACCGCAGACUCAGCCGCCACCGCCGCCCCAGCAACAGCAGCAACAGCAACAGCAGCCACAGACACCUGGUAGCUCCACCCCGAAAAAUGAAGUGCACAAGAGCACGCAGGCACUUCAUAACACCAACCUGACCAGAGAAGUCAGGCCCCUCUCGGCUUCGCAGCCCUCGCUACCGCAUGAGGUAUCCACUAUGAUCUCCAGACCUCAUCCCACUGUGGGCGAGUCCCUGGCCUCCAUCCCACAGCCCGUGGCAGCUGUCCACAGCACGGGCCUUCAGGCAGGGGGCAGGAGCACAGUGCCACAGCGUGUCACCUUGUUCCGACAGAUGUCCUCGGGAGCCAUUCCUCCUAACCGAGGAGUGCCUCCGGCACCCCCACCACCAGCAGCUGUGCAGAGAGAAUCUCCCUCAGUCUUAAACACAGACCCAGAUACAGAAAAACCACGUUUUGCUUCAAAUUUAUGAUUCUUGCUGAUUGUCAAAACAGAAAAGAAAUUCUCUAAGAAACAGAUUAUUCACAGAUAUUAUUUUAUUCUAUCUCAUGAUAGAGCCCUAUAGCCUACUCUGAAAAGAUAUUUUAGACAGCUCUGGCCUACAUGCAAAUGUAAAAAAAACAUAUAUACAUAUACAAUUAAAUAUAUAUCACUAUAUAUAAAUGCCCAAGAGAAGUUCUAAAGACUUGUAUAGCAUUCAGUGUUACAUGUCUUCCUUUCUUUAAAUCCAUUAAAGGAUUAAACACUUUGUUGUAAGAGCAUUGAUUUCUAAUGUACUUUUACUUAAUUCCUUUGAUAUGUGUAUUCCUCUCUUUUAUGAAGAGUUCUUGGGGUCAAUGGCAUCAAAACGCAAGUUUUAAAAAGGCAACUUCAAUUAGUUCCAAAACAGCACCAAUCAACAUUUUCUUUCGUUAGCUGUGCCUCUGCAUCCAAAUUAUUGAUUAUGCAGGAUGAAAUCGCCAAAUCCCAGUUUAUAGUUCUAAAGUGUAUUUUGGUGCUUUCAAUUUUGAGUUAGGUGAACGAACACACACCACAUGCUCAGCCACCACAGGAGACAAAACAUUGCCACUGCGAAGGUUUUCUCUAACCUCAAACGUGGUCAUUGAUUCGGCAGGAAGGGUGAGGAGGUAGUUGUCCUCAUGUGUUAUUGGACUUUUACCAAGACUCAGUCGAUGUUAGUUGUAAAUAACUUUCCAACCCAAGUAAAAGUAACUACCUGUGUUGUGUAGAGGUAAAAGUCACUCACUGUUUAGAAUUCAGUUUUAUGGCUUCACUUCAAAACUUAAGAGUUUUAAAUUUCACAAAACCGAAUAAUUGUGACACUAGUUCAAAUGUAAUGCAAUGGCUUCAGACCUACAAUAUUAUUUUAAGCUGCAAUAAUAUUUUAUGCAAAAUUGUAUGCUUGGAUCUACAAAUUGCUUGUAUUACACCAAAAAUUAUUACUUUUCUUCCUUAUUGACAUAAUCAAGCAUCUGAAACUAGUCCUGGCAUGCUUUUGGGGGCAAAAAAAAAAAAAAAGUAGAUUCCAAUCAGUAAUUGUAAGAAAAGGCUUACAGUAUUUCUCACUUCUAGAAGAUAUAACAAUUCAUUAAUUGUGUCUUUUAAAAUUCUUAAAAGGCUGACUUGGAUUUCUGACUUAAAUCUAGAAGUGAGGUUUUUCACUUUAAUUUAAUAUUAUCGCUGUUACUAUCAUUUAAACAAUUAUUUGCAAAUCACAGCUUGGUUUGGAGUUAAAUAUGUUCUGUGUCUUCAUGUUAGUUGGUAGUUUAUUGUGAUAUUAAUGUGAAGAAAUAAAUAUAAUAUAUCAUCACAUCUGUUUGGAAAUGCACAUUUGCCCUCUGUAUAUUGUAACUAAGCCGUUAGUAAAUCUUAAGGCAUGUGGAAACCAACAUAGUCCUUAGACAGACAGGAGGUUUGUUCUUUUAAAUGUGCUGGACAUAGUGUGACUGCGGCGACAGGAAGCAGGGGUGAAGUUGAUCUGUCUGUAAGCAUUGUUUGUUUGUUCCUUUGUUUCCUUAAUUCCUUCCGUGAGCAUCAGCCUCUUAGAGAGCACGUGGCCUUACUGCAUCCCACACAUGUGCAGGAUGAUUGGACCACAAUGGGAGGAUUUUUAAUGUCUGACUUCUGUAAAUAACUCAAGAGUGUGACCUGAAGUGGAGGUCUUUAGUAACACAGGCAUGGCUGAUCCAAUUAAGAACUUAAAAUCCACACAUUCUGAUGGCACAGGGCCUCUAGAUAGAUUUGAGGACCGGAAACUAAAGCAGAAACAAUGGCUAUAAAGUGUAUCCAUUUUUGUCUGUUAUGCCUUUUAUGGAUCUAACACCUAUAAAACCAAAAAGAGUUGUUAUGAUUAAUUGCUAACAGAUCCUAAUUUGUGUGGAAACAAUAUACAAUGCUAGGCAAUGUAAUGUUAUUCACUACUGACAUGGUGAUGACCAAUGACAGCCUGUUGGGAAUGAUGUAAAAGAGUUCAAUUAGCCUACCUAGAAUCUAUGGAAAAGUUACAAGACCAUUUAUGUAUCAGUACAAAAUUCCUCUAUUUUAUUAAAAUAUAAAGAUUAGCAUCAAUAUAUUAAGAUCAUGCACUAGUCCUUUAAAUUAUUAAAGGCCUACAUUUGACAGAAUUAAUGGGUUUGUUAGUAAUAUAUUUUUUAUACAUAAAAGUUUUUGAGCACCAUGGGAAACAUCAACAAAACUGAACUGCAUGAUCAUUCAGUGGAACCAUAAAAUUUUUAUUCAUUUUGUACUAGAAUGGACAAAGAGCUCUAAGGUUUAUAUGCUAAGUUAACAAAAUGGUACAGGGUAAAUGAAAUAUACAUAUGUACGAAUGUGUAUUGAUAUACACAUAUUUAGAUUAAGGAGAAAGUGAUUCACAUUCCUGUAAUAUAAAGGUACAGUGCUAGGUGGACAUGACUUUUUUUUUCUCUGUACAUAUAAGCUCAGUUUGGAGUUUUAAUCUGUACAGAAAGAACUGUACUAUUGAUCUUUUGCUGCUGAGAAGAUGAAGAAAUGCUAAUCUUGCCACUGUAUGACCAGGGAAGAGUUAGAAUAUGUCUUUUGUCUUUGCUCAAAGCCAUACAUAUAAAUAUAUAUAAAGAUUAUUAAUAAAUCCAACAGAAAAUAAACUAAAAUUAUGAAUAUUUUAUUUUAUUGCUAUACUCUAAUCAAAUGUUUCUCUUUGUUGAUGAAUAUAGAUUUGCCUUUCUUUCUGUUUUUGUAUAAUUUCCAAAGACUUAUUCUUGAAAAUCACCAUACAAUUCUUUAUAGAUAUUCUACAAAUAUAGAAUGAAAAUAAUUUAAAUAGAACAUGGAUUUCCCAGUCAUCUCUUUGUUUUACCUUUUUUAUAUAGUAAAAAUUUAUUUUAUUUUUUACCCCAUGCCUCUUUAAUAUAUUGUAUUUGUCCAGUUUUAAAUCACAGCCAUGUUUAUAUAUUGGAUAUAAGGAUGAUUUUUAAUUUAUGUACAUCACAUGUUUUCUUUGGACUUUUCAAAUGCCUCAGAUGAGGUUUAUGACAAUGAGGGUAAAUAACGAAGUACUCUGAAACACAAUGAGGAUAAAAUUGUGUUUUGCAAUUUACUAUAAUCCUCAAACACACAGCGUGCCUCCAGGUCUCUAUGACUUCCCCAUGAGGAAAUGAUUACCAAGUGAAUGUCAUUCCACUUUUCAAAGAUAGCUAUUCUAGCAUUUACAGACUUAAAUGAACAUGGUAUUUUCAGGACAUCGCAAAGGAAACAAUCUAGUUAUUUGAGUAAUUUUUACAGAACAUGAACAAUGUAAGCAAUAUGAUGAGUUUAAACUUUUAGAGAUAUUAUAUUAAAACUGUAGUUCCUUAUGUUUUAAAGCACAAACCAUGUCUCAUAGUCUUUCAGGAUUAUUAUGCAAAAAUAUCUCCAUCUAUUCUUUAUUGACUAAAGGUUUUUAUUUGAUAAUAUUACUAUAAUUGUUCCUUUGGACCUUACUUUUCAUAUUUUUAUAAUAUUAAACUACAUGACCAACAUUUUUCCUGCUUCUAUCUCCAGCACUAUAGAGCACAUGUCAGUGCAUGUGUGGGAUGCGUUGUUCUUGCUGCUGUUAUUAUUUAUAUUCACUGACCCUAACAGAGAUUUACUAUGUGCUAGGUUAGUCUACCUAAAAGUACAUCAGCCUGUGCCAUGAGAAAAAUUUAUUCCUAGAAUACAGUCAGGUACUGAGCUAUACUGAAUCUUGAAUAGUCAAUGAAAAAAUAGCCAUGAAGUAUACAGUUGAAUGUGUAACGAAUUAUAUGUCAGUUCUUUCAAAUUUGCCAAAACAGUUCCCAAAAUAUUUUCAAAGUCAUGUUGGAGAUUUUCUUUCAAAGAUUUUUUUUCUUGAUUUUAGGGAUUUUAUGCUUGCUGUGGUCACUUGUGGUUUUUUAAAAAAGACAAAUAAUUGAGUUGAUUAGAAAAAUCAACUUUGUUCUCAAAAACAAUUCAUGAACUAUACAAAUAUUGCCUGACUUCAGAAAAGAUUCAGAUUCUUACAAGUCGGUCUUCCACCUCCCAUUUUGAAGUUUUGAGCAAUGACUAUAAUGAGCAUUGCUUUGCUUCCCUGGAGCAAUUGAAAUCAUCAUGGAUGGGUUAUUCUGACCUUGGUAAAAUUCUUAACUCAAAGGUAGAAGAAGUAUAUGCUUCCCCAUGCAGGAGAAAAUAUCCUGGUGAAGUAGCAAAUCCAUCAUUACAAAAGAUCACUUCAUUCUAACUCAAAGGACAAUUUUUGAAUACUUGAUUAUAUUACACUUUGUUCAGUUCUCAUAACGAAAUGCCAUCACUUCCAUUUCUUCAUAUUAAAACAAUCUCUCUGACACAAGGUGUUGAAGAACGGACACAGUUUUCCAAGAAAAUCUGGAAUAAAGGUGAUAUGAGUGAUAUAUUUGUUCCAUGUAUAAUUUUUGAUGUUCCAGAUGACUUAAUUAAAAAGACAAAUGAUGUUUUAUAAAAUCAAAAUUAAUGUGACAGCCAUGACCCCUUCUUAAUUAAGACAGUACCCAACCACACUCUUAAGUGACCACGCCUCUCUUAUUUCACCACAAUCCCACCCUUGUUUCCUUAGCUAAGGGUGGUUGAGUAGUAACAAUGAAGACUUGAAAGCUUUUAUUGAAAGAAAUCUUGCCAGUUCUUGCCCCUGGCCCAUCAUGAGACUUGUUUAAAGAUAAUAGUAAAAGAAAGUAUCUGCAAGUCUUUGAAUUCAUUUCCAAGACAUUUGAUAUAGAAAGCUUGAAUGUGUCAUAGACUAAAGAAAACAAAUGGUAAAAUAGGAUUUAAAUCCAUUUUUAUUAUCAGUCUGAGAAUUUUAUAAUUUUAUACCUUAAUCUUAAUUUUUUAGAGCAAUCAAAGGAUAUAUGGUCAAAUUUGUGUUUUGCUAUUGUGAAAAGAAAUAAAAUUAAUUUGUGGCAGGGCAAGAACUAAGGCUAUUUGUUACCUAAUGCUACUUGUGAGGCUGCUAGAUCUGAAGAAAGAUCUCGUGUUUGCCAAAGAGUAGGCAAAUUCCGGAAAUGAAAAUUUGCCAGCUUUGCAUAUUAAAAACGGCACAGUGUAAAGAGCAAGGACAUGAAGAACCACAAAUCAAAACGAAUUAUCAUAUUCAUAUAUCACAUCAUAGAAAUUAUUCAGAAUCAAGUGAAGCUAGCUUCCCAAAAGUGACUGGUGGUAACCUGUUUCAUAGACUGUCAAAUGCAGACAUUCUUUGGGGAUACCUUAUUUCUAGUGUAGUGUAAAUCACCAUUCUACACAAUGAUAACUAGUUUUUUAUUAUUCCAUAAUUACAAUCAUUUUUUUUUUGUCAUUCGAGUAGACCGUGCUUUUUUCCAGUGGACACAUCUACAAAAAUCAGUAAUACAGCAGUUCUUCAAAAGUAAGGUCCAUUUAUGUUUCUAUUAGAUUUAUUAAAAAUGACUUAGAAUUACUUAUAUUUUUAAACAGAAAUGACAGAUUUUGACAAAACAGAAGUUAAAAUUUUAUCAGAUUAAGCAUUGGUCUCCACAAAGAAAACUGAGAUUUGUAGAGACAAACAUUUUCUUAAAACAUAUUUUAGUUUCCAUUUAAACUGUGGCAAACCCCUCUAAAACAGGAGACAUGGUUUAGAAAGAAGUAAUCACAUAACUCAUUAGAGAGAUCAAAAAUCAAUUUUCUCAAUGUAUAUUAUCAUUUUAUUUUGGCAAUAUGUGGCGAGGGUCUAUGUUUCUCAGUACUUAGAAAUAAAAAUUGCCUGCCUAACACUGUAAAGAUAUAUUGCCAAGGUCUUACCCAAACUUCUAUUGACAACAAGCAGUUCUGAAUGCCUGAAGGUAUGAUAUUCUGAUAUGUAGCAUGAAGUAUUGAGCCUGAGUAAAAUUAAAUAGCAGUUCAUAAACAAAAUGUUCACAUAGACAAAGUGGUGUAUGACUUCCCUAUACCUCCAUUACAAAGAUCCAAACUAUAUUAACCAUAUUGGCUCACAGACCAAAGUGUGGAAAAGUGCAAGCAACAGUAUUCAUCGGACUAAUCAUCAUAAAAUGGGGGACAUAUCCCCAAACAACAUAAAUCAAAAUCUACUUGACCUCCCAAACAAGAACAGCCUUCACUAUCAGUGCCAAAUUAAUAUAAGUAUUCAAAACAGUGAUUUAUGUCUUCUUGGCAACAGCAAUUUCAUUUUGGAAGUUAGCCAAUAUUAAUUUCAAGCCACAGUUUUUCAAACUGACAUGGUCAGAUUAGUGCCACCAAUUAUGAUAAAAAGCAAAUUGUGGUUCAUUUUGGGUAUAGCUCAUAACUGUCCCUAAAGUUCUAGCGUUAAAGGUCUAGCGAUGAUCUGACAACAUCACCAAAUACAGUUUCACAGAGUCUGCUUAUGCACAAUUAAAACACCAUGGUAUUUUCAUUAAAAUGCUUAACAAUCUUGCUGCUUAAAAUAUAAAAUAUCAAAAAAUAGUUUUAGAUUCUUAGAGGCAUAAAGGACCUGUGUUUAUUUUGCACAUCUUUUUAAUGGGAUGGAUGCUUACCUAGGACACUCUGUGUUUCUAUGAGUAAAUAGUAGCGACAUUUAAUUCUUAAAGAAAUUCUUUACAUUGAUAUAAAGUGAUUUAUAUCAGCCUUUAUUGAAAGCACAUAGGUAAAAAUGUGUUACAAGGUUUUGUCAUUCUCUACACUAAGUAUGAAUGCUGGCCCAUUUUAUGAUUGCCUGUAUCACAGUAUUUGAAACUAAACUUGACUGAACUUCUGGUAUGACGACAACGAUU